This is a messenger RNA of Anolis sagrei ordinatus, 693 nucleotides long. RefSeq names its product small integral membrane protein 14 (gene SMIM14). The record is from RefSeq and is a predicted model, not a curated record. Gene Ontology annotation, cellular component: endoplasmic reticulum. NCBI's taxonomy places the organism in Eukaryota, Metazoa, Chordata, Lepidosauria, Squamata, Anolidae.
CUGAAAGGAACUGCCAACCCGGCAGAGAUCUCCAGCAAGUCGGAGGUGGAUCCAAGGCUCCUAGUGGUUGUGGCUGGGAGGGAGGGAGCCCAGCAAGCUCGUCCCCUUUCUGGGAGCCGGCAGAUCCGGGUCCUGUGGCAGUGGCUGGCCUCUGACGUGGUCACUGGGACCAAAACAAGCCGACAGAAGAAGGAAGGAAGGGAGGGAAGAGACAAGCCUUGCCUGCAAGCCUCCUUGCACCAGCACAGCAGCUUUGGUGGCCUUUGCUGUCAAGAUCCAGUUGUGGAGACCCUCUGAACAACCAUGGCAGAAGGCGGAUUCGAUCCCUGUGAAUGUAUUUGUUCACAUGAGCAUGCCAUGAGGAGACUCAUCAAUCUGUUACGACAAUCGCAGUCGUAUUGCACAGACACGGAAUGUCUUCAAGAAUUGCCAGGACCAAAUCCAUCAGCUGAUAAUGACAUAAGUAUUACAAUGAUAAUGAUGGGUUGGUUGGUUCUGGCAUUUGUCUUGUUCUUGAUGAGACCUGCGAACCUAAGAAGAUCUUUCACAGCUGAAAAGCCAUCCAGCCCACAUAAUGAACGAGAACCACCAGCUCCACCUGUGGACUAGAACAUACAGACAAAGCGCAACAGCUAUAACUUUGCACGACCAAAAGAACGAAAGUGACCGGACUACUCCUGAAUUCAAUAACAA